This is a messenger RNA of Paracoccidioides brasiliensis Pb18, 732 nucleotides long. RefSeq lists its product as uncharacterized. The transcript is spliced from 2 exons. The record is from RefSeq and is a predicted model, not a curated record. Bases 1 to 732 code for a protein of 243 amino acids.
AUGAACAUGCAAGCCUCCUCCGUUAUGGACAUUCCAGAUCUCUCCACUGCCCCUCUCACAGCCUGCUCGCAAGUUCGAAGGAACUGCAUAUCCCGAAGCCAAAGACGCGCUCUCCAACGGCCUCUUCCGCCUCCGGACAGACCAUGUCAGAGGAGCGAAAGAGCUCGCUACAAAGGCCAUAAUCCCCCUGGUGCACAUGCAGAAUUCAUUGGGGAGAGGCCUAGUAUGAAUGCGUCGAUUACGAGUGCGAUUGUCAAGGCACUGGAUAGGAAGAGGUUGGGGUUGGCGCAUUUGGACGAAGGGGACGUUCAAGAUCGGUAUGGUGAGCGCGGGGAGAGGAGGUCAUCGGUGCUCACCAGCGAUGGGGGUUGGGAGGUAGGGAUGGUGGACAGCAAUUGGGAUGGGGAGAGAGGCAUUCAAGUGACGGUGGGGAAGAUGCAUGACUAUUUGCGGGAGAGGUAUGAGAAUGCUACAUGGACUCGAAUUGAGGAUGGUUUACGGCAGUUUUUGUACGGGAAGGUUCUAGAAGAGAAGUAUAGGCGGGUCGUUAAAAUCUUGACGUUGAGUUCUAGUGCGACUGUUAUGAAUGCAUUGCUAACCGUCUGGGAGACAGAAAACAAGGAGAAUCGAAGUGGUGGGUUGCAUAUUCAAUUGAAGAUGAUGCAAUCGCGGCCGCUCUGUGGCGGGGUAGAGUUGGCGAGAGACCUUUGUCCAUGGUGCACAAGCCGUUGA